CGAUGCUGCAGCUCCUGACUUUCCUGGUGGAGAGAAUCUCUCUUCUGUUCAGACUCAGGUGUUUGGAGCUCAGCUGGUCGGAGUGCGGAGAAGGCGAGCGCCGUUUCCAGCCCGGCCCGCCGGCCCUGCGCAGGGGAGACCUGCUGGAGGUCCCCAGGACCAUCUUCACCCACUUCGGCAUCUAUAUCGGUGACAAUAAAGUUGCUCACCUGAUCCCCGACAUCCUCCCCGUGUUUACAAGCAACAGCAAGCUCAUCAGUGCCGUCAUCACCAAUGACAGGCUCAUCCUCGGCUGCAUGUACAGGCGCGCCACCGUGCGCGUGGACGCGCUGGAGGAUUUCGCAUAUGGCUCCAGCAUCCUGGUUAACCGCCCGGAUAAGACGAUGAAGUUGCAGCCGUUUUCAAGCGAGACUGUGGCCCAGAGGGCCGAGAAACUCAUCGGGGCAUUUCCAUACAGCCUGCUGUGGAACAACUGUGAACAUUUUGUGACAUACUGCAGAUAUGGAUCUGCGAAAAGUCUGCAAACAGAGAAGUUCUUUGAAGGCCUGAAAUCAGUUAUCAGAGACCAGCGCAGCGUCAUCAUCACGGGGCUUCUUGGACUUAUCUCCGUUGUCUACUUUGGUAUGGCCCUUACGACUACAUUACCCACAAUCCUGAUUCCCUUCACUCUGUGGAUGGCUGGUUGAGGGAGUUACCUUGCUGAACUUGCAGAGAAACUGAACUGGACUCUAAAUACUGAAUUGAACAGUCUCAUCAUAUGGUGCCUUGUGUUUUGCAAACAAACUUUAAUCUUUUUCAUCUAGGUUAUCUUCAAUGUUUUGCAUUAUGGCAUGCAUUAAUAGUUUCUUGCUGUUUACUCAUCUGUGUAGGGACAUAUAUUGCAUAUUUGAUAAAAGAUUAGAGUGAUUCAUUCUUAUUCUUUUCUCAUUCGCCACAAAAGUGAGUUUACUCUGGAAAUCAAAGCGUAUGUCGAUGUGUAUACUGUAUAAAUGUAUAGUAGCAACGGAUGAAGCUGUAAAUAUGAUGAUUGUAUAAUAAAGUUUAUUUUUACUUGA
Messenger RNA from Cololabis saira (Pacific saury), 1055 nucleotides. It is a transcript of the gene lrata, whose product is annotated as lecithin retinol acyltransferase a. The transcript has 2 exons. Lineage: Eukaryota; Metazoa; Chordata; Actinopteri; Beloniformes; Belonidae. The record is from RefSeq and is a predicted model, not a curated record. The coding region runs from base 3 to 686 and encodes 227 amino acids. Gene Ontology annotation, molecular function: phosphatidylcholine-retinol O-acyltransferase activity. Gene Ontology annotation, biological process: retinol metabolic process.